AUGCAAUGUCCUGUUCAAGUCAAUUUUAAUAAAUGCAUUGGCUGUUUGCAAUGCGUUAGAAUAUGUCCUACAAAGGUAUUAACAAGUACUCAUAUGAAAUCAACAGUAUCUUUUCCUGAACGUUGUGUUAGUUGUGGUUGUUGUACAUCAGUUUGCCCUGUUGGUGCAAUUAUUUUUAAUGGUAUUUCUCCACAAAAGAUUGAUAUAGAAUCUUUUGGUAAUGUUAUUCCUGUGUUGAAGAACACUGAGGGAAAAAUAAAUAGUGACGAUGAAGAAGUACCUAAGAAAUUAAUAUCACAAAUGAUAGAGAAAGCCAAAUAUUCUAUUCAAUCUAAUAACUACAGAAAAUUAGAAUUUAAAGUUCUUACUGAUUUUGAUCCUAAAUAUCAUCAAUUAGUAUGUACUAUAGGAACAGAAAAAACCUAUGACGAUGACGUUAAAUUUUUGUCGACACUAUCACUGAUAUUAAUUCAGAAUAAUAUCCAUUAUGAAUGGACAGAAUUUACAGACCCAACUCAAAAUAUUACUUGUGCCUUAGCAAUUGGGAGACCUAAACUUCAACAUAACUAA
Entamoeba dispar SAW760 is the source of this 570-nucleotide messenger RNA. RefSeq lists its product as uncharacterized. Lineage: Eukaryota; Evosea; Mastigamoebida; Endamoebidae. The record is from RefSeq and is a predicted model, not a curated record. The coding region runs from base 1 to 570 and encodes 189 amino acids. The transcript has a single exon.